Molecule: messenger RNA, 1117 nt
Organism: Musa acuminata subsp. malaccensis (wild Malaysian banana)
Lineage: Eukaryota; Viridiplantae; Streptophyta; Magnoliopsida; Zingiberales; Musaceae
Product: chromatin structure-remodeling complex protein BSH
Biological process (GO): chromatin remodeling
Cellular component (GO): nuclear chromosome
Source: RefSeq, a predicted model, not a curated record
AUCACCACCGUCCGUGGGAAUCGUACCACAAGGAGCCCUCGGCGUUCUGCUGCUCCGUUCGGGACUCCUGUCCCUCUUCCGCUCGAUCGGAUUUAAGAACGAAGGGGAUGAGAUCCUUCCAUCCAGGCGCCUCCAAAGCCCCCAUGAAAUUUAGAAUGCCAACGGCGGAGAAUUUCGUGCCCAUUCGCUUGGAUUUGGAUAUCGAUGGUCAGCGCUUCAAAGAUGCCUUCACUUGGAAUCCUAAUGAUCCUGACUCGGAAGUGAACAAUUUUGCUAAAAGGACAGUGAAGGAUCUCAAACUACCUCCAACAUUUGUUACCCAGAUUGCUCAAUCCAUUCAAACACAAUUAGCAGAGUUUCAUUCAUAUGAAGGGCAAGAAAUGCAUAUCAAGGAGAAAAUUGUGCCGCUGAAGAUUGACCUUCGUGUUAAUAACACUGUAAUAAGAGAUCAAUUCUUGUGGGACAUAAGCAAUUUGGAAAGUGAUCCUGAAGAAUUUGCACGAACUUUUUGCAAGGACUUGGAUAUUGGAGAUCCUGAAGUUGGACCAGCAAUUGCAGUUUCCAUAAGAGAGCAGCUUUAUGAGAUUGCAACUCAAUCUAUUUCUUCAGCCAGAGAAACCAGGGUUGGGAAGAAGGGUCGACGAGGAGCAGAUAUUGUUGCAAACAGUUUUGUUUUUUGCAGUAAAGCAGGCAAUACAGUGGACUUAGGAAAGUUAUUUGGCAGUAAAGGAAGUGUCAUCCGGAAAAGGAAAGAAUGGUAUCUGUAUGAGCCCAUUGUUGAUAUUUUGUCAAAUGAGGAAGUUGGGGCUCUUGAUGCAAGGGAAGAACUAAAUGCUCGUUUAAAGAGAAAGCUGGAUGAAAAAGAAGAGAGCUUCCAGACACGCUAUUCUCAUGGCUGAAUUGUGUCUACCCAUGGUCGACCGAAGGGGACUGCUAACUGCUUGACCGAGGGAGGCUUGUGUAGCAUCCUUGUAUCUGCUAGAAACAUUGUUCAUUAGCCAUUGAAUCAUAAACAAGUUUCUGCUGUCUCGAUCAUUUUCUUUGAUGUAAUCAAGAGUGUGCUUGCUGUGUCAAUUGCAUACUUGGAUGUAAAUAUUACAUGACACUUACCUUUAAA